AGUCUGCUUCUGUUAAGCUAACUGCAUCAGUUAGCUAUGGGUCAUCUAAAACUUAUAUUAAUUUUAACAUGGAUAAGUGGCAGCUAUACUGCAGGAAACAUUGACAACAGAUCUGAUUUUACUGAACGUGAUGGUGCUGUCAUAGCCUCUUGUGACUUCAACAACGAUGAGGACCCUUUCUGUAACUUCAGGCAAGACACUGCGGAUGACAGUGACUGGAUUCGCCAUAAGGGCCCCACCCCAACAUCUAACACUGGACCCAGUGGAGACUAUCCUGAUGGGACUGGAUAUUACAUCUACCAUGAGGCCGAUAAUGUUGCUAAUGGGAAGAAAGCACGCUUGCUGAGUCCUGUGAUUAACACUGCAUCAGCACAGAUCUGUGUACAGUUUAAGUACUACAUGUACGGUUCCGACGACAGCAACACCUUGACUGUGCUGGCUAAGCGAUCUGGCUCAGAGGAAAAUCUAUGGCGGAAAGUUGGAUUCCAGAGUCCGUCAUGGCUCGGAGCAGCUAUUACUGUGGCCAAACCAGCUGGAGAGCCUAUUGAAAUUGUGUUUGAAGCAAUGCGUGGGUUCUCCCCAUCAUGUGAUACAGCCCUGGAUAACAUUGACAUCACUGAGGGAGCUUGCCCUGGGUGUAUAGCUGAAUGUGAUUUUGAUGAACUGGAUAACCUCUGUGGCUGGACCAAUGAGGUGUCAGAUCCAUCCAUUCUAGGCUGGGAGUUCUGGAAUGGGCCCACUGAAACGCCUGAAACAGGUCCUGAUGAUGAUUUCUCCAAACCAGGCUUUGGAAACUACCUGUUUAUGGAUUCCUACUCCAGAGUCCCAGGAGCCUCAGCUCAGCUAUGGAGUCCAUCCACAGCUGUUCCUUCUUCUAAUUGCCUCCAGUUAAACUUCCAUUACUACUUGUAUGGCACUGCAGCAAACAUGGAGCUUAAUGUUCAUGUGGUCACCAGUGCUGGAGAACUGGGACCACCUAUUUUCAGUAUCAAAGGAAACCAAGGACAGGGGUGGAAACCAGCAGAAGUCCGUCAUAUUGGUGCGGGAAACGUUCAGUUUGUGAUUGUUGGUGUAUAUGGAGAGACUGACAAGACAGACAUUGCUAUAGACAGCGUCUGUAUAACAAGUUGUGAGGGUGUAAUACCAACAGUAAAGCCAACAACACCUGUUUCAACUCCAAAACCUUCAACUCCUCAGCCAUCCACACCUAAACCAUCAACAGCCCAACCAGCAACACCAAAACCCACCACAGCUGGCCCACCGACACCAAAGCCCUCGACACUCCAACCCACAACUCCAAAACCUACUACUACGUCAACAACACCCGUGAAGUGCCCUGAUAAUGCGGAGUACAUAGAGUGCGGUCCAGCUUGUAUUCCCAGCUGUAAAGAACCCUCCACCAACUGCACUGGCUCCUGUAUCAGCGGCUGCUUCUGCAAACCAGGUUUUGUGUUCCGGGGCAGACGCUGUAUUCCCAUUGAGCAGUGUGGAUGUCUGGAUGAUGACAACAACUACUAUGAGCCUGGAGAGAUUGUCUUUGGGAAUGGCUGCUCCAAGCUGUGUCGCUGUGCAGGCAAUUACACCCUGAGCUGUGUGGACAACACCUGUGACCCCACAGAAGAGUGUCGGGAAGUGGGAGGAGUCCAUGGCUGCUAUCCUAAAGACACCUCCAUCUGUAUUGCCUCAGCUGACCCCCACUACACCACCUUUGACAAGCGUAAUUAUGACUUCAUGGGCAACUGCACCUACUUGAUGUCUGAACCGUGCAACAGCACAGAUGUGCCCUACUUUGCUGUUUAUGCUGAGAAUGAGAAUCGUUUCAACAACCCCUGGGUCAGCUAUGUUAGUGCUGUCCAUGUCCACGUUCGGGGAGUAAAGGUGUCCAUCCUGAAAGGAGGAGUUGUGCAGCUGAACGGAACGAAUGUGAACAUUCCUUUGAGUCCGGUGUCUGGAGUAGAUGUUUUCAAAUCUGGGACACUCUACACAGUGGUCAUGGACUUUGGCGUAACUGUUCGUUAUGAUGGUAACCACUACAUGGACAUCAAAGUCAUCAAAGACUAUCAGGACAAGUUGUGUGGCCUGUGUGGUGACUAUAAUGGCAACUAUAAGGACGACUUCCGCACCCCCUCUGGUGAACUGGUCAACAAUCCAACUGAGUUUGGCAACAGCUGGAACACAGACCCUGACUGCAACAAGACCCCAGAGGUCCCACCCACUGGCUGCACAGAAACUGAACAGGACCUUUAUGAGAGUCCAGCAUACUGUGGUAUCAUACUGGACAGCAAUGGUCCAUUUGCUGUGUGCCACCCAAAAGUCAAUCCUAAUAGUUUCUUCAAAAACUGUGUAUAUGAUCUGUGUGCGCUGGGCGGCCCUCACUCUGCUUUGUGUGAAGCGAUUGAAGCCUACGUCAACGAGUGCCAGGACCGUGGGGUCAACAUCGGUGCCUGGAGAAACAGCACCUUCUGUCCUCUUGAUUGCCCAUCCAACAGCCACUACGACCCCUGCGUCUCCCCUUGCCAGCCUUCCUGUACACUUCCCCCACCCAGUCAGUGCACAGGGCCCUGCUCUGAGGGCUGUGUGUGUGACCCUGGCUACUUACUCAGUGGUGACAAGUGUGUGAAACAAGACACGUGUGGCUGCACGUAUAAUGGACAGUAUUACCAGCCUGGGCAGGAGUUCUACACUAAGGACUGUGAUCUGCUGUGCAAGUGUGAUCCCCCAUUCGUCACCUGCAGUGCUGCUGAAUGCCCACCCAUGCAGCAGUGUGGUGUGCAGGGAGGACAAAUAGGAUGUUACCCAGUUGAUUUUAAGGAUUGUAUCAUCUCUGGUGACCCCCAUUACAACACUUUUGAUGGUAAAUACUACUCCUUCAUGGGAACCUGCACCUACACGCUGGCCCGCACCUGCAGAAACAACACUGGCCCCUGGUUCUCUGUGGAGGGGAAGAAUGAAGAGAGAGGAGUCUCUGGUGUGUCGUAUCUGAGGAAGUUGUAUGUGACUGUCAAUGACAUCACUGUGACGAUGAUGAAGAGCAGAACCGUUUUGGUGAACGGACUGAAAGUAGGCCUUCCUCAUUCACCCUCUCCACUAAUCUCUCUGACCUUGGCUGGCCAGUAUGUCAUUCUCGCCACUCCCUUCGGCCUGGAGGUGCGCUGGGAUGGCAACCACUACGCUAAGAUCACUGUGCCCAGCACCUACUAUGAGCAGAUGUGCGGUCUGUGUGGAGACUAUAAUGGAAACCCCAACAACGACCUCACCAAGCCAGAUGGUUCUCUGGCUGACAGCGCAAACCAGUUUGGCAAUAGCUGGCAAACUGAUGAAGACGAAGAUGACACGUGCAAGCCUGUGAUUCCACCUGAGCCACCAUGUGACCCAAGCCUAGAGGCUGAAGUGUCCAAACCAGAGAACUGUGGGAAAAUCACAGACUCCACUGGACCAUUCAGGGAUUGCAUAAAGGUGGUGGACCCUCUGCCGUUCUUCCAGAGCUGUGUGUUUGAUAUGUGUCGCUAUCAGGGACUCCAACAAACCUUGUGUGAUCAGCUCCAGGCUUACACUGAUGCUUGUCUCAGUGCAGGAGCACCAGUUCACCAGUGGAGGGAGCCAGACUUCUGCCCUCUGGUUUGUCCUCCGAACAGCCACUACUCUACCUGUGUGAGUUCAUGUCCAGAGACGUGUGUAGGUGUGAGCGGACCCCCUGGCUGCGGAGAGAAGUGUGUUGAAGGCUGUGAAUGUGACCCCGGCUUUGUCCUGAGCGGCAGCCAGUGUGUUCCUCUCAAAGACUGUGGCUGUGUGGACUCUGAUGGCUCCUACCAUCCUCUAAACGAGAGCUGGUAUCUGAAGGACUGUGAGCAGCAGUGUGUGUGUCUGGGUGGAAAAAUCAUCCAGUGCUACAACACCAGCUGCCUCUCUACAGAGAGCUGCGUACUGCAAGAUGGAGAGUACAUCUGCAAACCGAAUGAUACAGCAUCAACACCACAGCCAACAACUCCAAAACCCACCACAGCUGGACCUUCGACACCAACACCCUCAACACCUCAACCAACAACUCCAAAACCUACUACUACAGCAACAACAGCACCUGUGAAGUGCCCUGAUAAUGCGGAGUACAUAGAGUGCGGUCCAGCUUGUAUUCCCAGCUGUAAAGAACCCUCCACCAACUGCACUGGCUCCUGUAUCAGCGGCUGCUUCUGCAAACCAGGUUUUGUGUUCCGGGGCAGACGCUGUAUUCCCAUUGAGCAGUGUGGAUGUCUGGAUGAUGACAACAACUACUAUGAGCCUGGAGAGAUUGUCUUUGGGAAUGGCUGCUCCAAGCUGUGUCGCUGUGCUGGCAAUUACACCCUGAGCUGUGUGGACAACACCUGUGACCCCACAGAAGAGUGUCGGGAAGUGGGAGGAGUCUAUGGCUGCUAUCCUAAAGACACCUCCAUCUGUAUCGCCUCGGCUGACCCCCACUACACCACCUUUGACAAGCGUAAUUAUGACUUCAUGGGCAACUGCACCUACUUGAUGUCUGAACCGUGCAACAGCACAGAUGUGCCUUACUUUGCUGUUUAUGCUGAGAAUGAGAAUCGCUUCAACAACCCCUGGGUCAGCUAUGUUAGUGCUGUCCAUGUCCACGUUCGGGGAGUGAAGGUGUCCAUCCUGAAAGGAGGAGUUGUGCAGCUGAACGGAACGAAUGUGAACAUUCCUUUGAGUCCGGUGUCUGGAGUAGAUGUUUUCAAAUCUGGGACACUCUACACAGUGGUCAUGGACUUUGGCGUAACUGUUCGUUAUGAUGGUAACCACUACAUGGACAUCAAAGUCAUCAAAGACUAUCAGGACAAGUUGUGUGGCCUGUGUGGUGACUAUAAUGGCAACUAUAAGGACGACUUCCGCACCCCCUCUGGUGAACUGGUCAACAGUCCAACUGAGUUUGGCAACAGCUGGAACACAGACCCUGACUGCAACAAGACCCCAGAGGUCCCACCCCCUGGCUGCACAGAAACUGAACAGGACCUUUAUGAGAGUCCAGCAUACUGUGGUAUCAUACUGGACAGCAAUGGUCCAUUUGCUGUGUGCCACCCAAAAGUCAAUCCUAAUAGUUUCUUCAAAAACUGUGUAUAUGAUCUGUGUGCGCUGGGCGGCCCUCACUCUGCUUUGUGUGAAGCGAUUGAAGCCUACGUCAACGAGUGCCAGGACCGUGGGGUCAACAUCGGUGCCUGGAGAAACAGCACCUUCUGUCCUCUCGAUUGCCCAUCCAACAGCCACUACGACCCCUGCGUCUCCCCUUGCCAGCCUUCCUGUACCCUUCCCCCACCCAGUCAGUGCACUGGACCCUGCUCUGAGGGCUGUGUGUGUGACCCUGGCUACUUACUCAGUGGUGACAAGUGUGUGAAACAAGACACGUGUGGCUGCACGUAUAAUGGACAGUAUUACCAGCCUGGGCAGGAGUUCUACACUAAGGACUGUGAUCUGCUGUGCAAGUGUAAUCCCCCAUUCGUCACCUGCAGUGCUGCUGAAUGCCCACCCAUGCAGCAGUGUGGUGUGCAGGGAGGACAAAUAGGAUGUUACCCAGUCGACUUCAAGGAUUGUAUCAUCUCUGGUGACCCCCAUUACAACACCUUUGAUGGUAAAUACUACUCCUUCAUGGGACUCUGCACCUACACGCUGGCCCGCACCUGCAGAAACAACACUGGCCCCUGGUUUUCAGUGGAAGGUAAGAAUGAGCAGAGAGGAGUCCCUGGUGUAUCGUAUCUCAAGAAGUUGUAUGUGACUGUUGAUGGCAUCACUGUGACGAUGAUGAAGAGCAAAACCAUUCUGGUGAACGGACUGAAAGUAGGCCUUCCUCAUUCACCCUCUCCACUAAUCUCUCUGACCUUGGCUGGGCAGUAUGUCAUUCUUACCACUCCCUUCGGCCUGGAGGUGCGCUGGGAUGGCAACCACUACGCUAAGAUCACGGUGCCCAGCACCUACUAUGAGCAGAUGUGCGGUCUGUGUGGAGACUACAAUGGAAACCCCAACAACGACUUCACCAAGCCAAAUGGUUCUCUGGCCAACAACGCAAACCAGUUUGGCAACAGCUGGCAGACUGACGAGGACGAAGAUGACACGUGCCAGUCUGAGGUCCCACCUGAACCAACAUGUGACCCAAGCCUGGAGGCUGAAGUGUCUAAACCAGAGAAAUGUGGGAAAAUCACAGACUCCACUGGACCAUUCAGGGAUUGUAUAAAGGUGGUGGACCCUCUGCCGUUCUUCCAGAGCUGUGUGUAUGAUAUGUGUCGCUAUCAGGGACUCCAACAAACCUUGUGUGAUCAGCUCCAAGCUUACACUGACGCUUGUCUCAGUGCAGGAGCACCAGUUCACCAGUGGAGGGAGCCAGACUUCUGCCCUCUGGUUUGUCCCCCGAACAGCCACUACUCUACAUGUGUGAGUUCUUGUCCAGAGACGUGUGUAGGUGUGAGCGGACCCCCUGGCUGCGGAGAGAAGUGUGUUGAAGGCUGUGAAUGUGACCCCGGCUUUGUCCUGAGCGGCAGCCAGUGUGUUCCUCUCAAAGACUGUGGCUGUGUGGACUCUGAUGGCUCCUACCAUCCUCUAAACGAGAGCUGGUAUCUGAAGGACUGUGAGCAGCAGUGUGUGUGUCUGGGUGGAAAAAUCAUCCAGUGCUACAACACCAGCUGCCUCUCUACAGAGAGCUGCGUACUGCAAGAUGGAGAGUACAUCUGCAAACCGAAUGAUACAGCAUCAACACCUCAACCAACAACUCCAAAACCCACCACAGCUGGACCUUCGACACCAACACCCUCAACACCUCAACCGACAACCCCAAAACCAAGUACAACAACAACAGCACCAGUGAAGUGCCCUGAUAAUGCGGAGUACAUAGAGUGCGGUCCAGCUUGUAUUCCCAGCUGUAAAGAACCCUCCACCAACUGCACUGGCUCCUGUAUCAGCGGCUGCUUCUGCAAACCAGGUUUUGUGUUCCGGGGCAGCCGCUGUAUUCCCAUUGAGCAGUGUGGAUGUCUGGAUGAUGACAACAACUACUAUGAGCCUGGAGAGAUUGUCUUUGGGAAUGGCUGCUCCAAGCUGUGUCGCUGUGCAGGCAAUUACACCCUGAGCUGUGUGGACAACACCUGUGACCCCACAGAAGAGUGUCGGGAAGUGGGAGGAGUCUAUGGCUGCUAUCCUAAAGACACCUCCAUCUGUAUUGCUUCAUCUGACCCCCACUACACCACCUUUGACAAGCGCAGUUAUGACUUCAUGGGCAACUGCACCUACUUGAUGUCUGAACCGUGCAACAGCACAGAUGUGCCUUACUUUGCUGUUUAUGCUGAGAAUGAGAAUCGCUUCAACAACCCCUGGGUCAGCUAUGUUAGUGCUGUCCAUGUCCACGUUCGGGGAGUGAAGGUGUCCAUCCUGAAAGGAGGAGUUGUGCAGCUGAACGGAACGAAUGUGAACAUUCCUUUGAGUCCGGUGUCUGGAGUAGAUGUUUUCAAAUCUGGGACACUCUACACAGUGGUCAUGGACUUUGGCGUAACUGUUCGUUAUGAUGGUAACCACUACAUGGACAUCAAAGUCAUCAAAGACUAUCAGGACAAGUUGUGUGGCCUGUGUGGUGACUAUAAUGGCAACUAUAAGGACGACUUCCGCACCCCCUCUGGUGAACUGGUCAACAAUCCAACUGAGUUUGGCAACAGCUGGAACACAGACCCUGACUGCAACAAGACCCCAGAGGUCCCACCCCCUGGCUGCACAGAAACUGAACAGGACCUUUAUGAGAGUCCAGCAUACUGUGGUAUCAUACUGGACAGCAAUGGUCCAUUUGCUGUGUGCCACCCAAAAGUCAAUCCUAAUAGUUUCUUCAAAAACUGUGUAUAUGAUCUGUGUGCGCUGGGCGGCCCUCACUCUGCUUUGUGUGAAGCGAUUGAAGCCUACGUCAACGAGUGCCAGGACCGUGGGGUCAACAUCGGUGCCUGGAGAAACAGCACCUUCUGUCCUCUCGAUUGCCCAUCCAACAGCCACUACGACCCCUGCGUCUCCCCUUGCCAGCCUUCCUGUACCCUUCCCCCACCCAGUCAGUGCACUGGACCCUGCUCUGAGGGCUGUGUGUGUGACCCUGGCUACUUACUCAGUGGUGACAAGUGUGUGAAACAAGACACGUGUGGCUGCACGUAUAAUGGACAGUAUUACCAGCCUGGGCAGGAGUUCUACACUAAGGACUGUGAUCUGCUGUGCAAGUGUAAUCCCCCAUUCGUCACCUGCAGUGCUGCUGAAUGCCCACCCAUGCAGCAGUGUGGUGUGCAGGGAGGACAAAUAGGAUGUUACCCAGUCGACUUCAAGGAUUGUAUCAUCUCUGGUGACCCCCAUUACAACACCUUUGAUGGUAAAUACUACUCCUUCAUGGGACUCUGCACCUACACGCUGGCCCGCACCUGCAGAAACAACACUGGCCCCUGGUUUUCAGUGGAAGGUAAGAAUGAGCAGAGAGGAGUCCCUGGUGUAUCGUAUCUCAAGAAGUUGUAUGUGACUGUUGAUGGCAUCACUGUGACGAUGAUGAAGAGCAAAACCAUUCUGGUGAACGGACUGAAAGUAGGCCUUCCUCAUUCACCCUCUCCACUAAUCUCUCUGACCUUGGCUGGGCAGUAUGUCAUUCUUACCACUCCCUUCGGCCUGGAGGUGCGCUGGGAUGGCAACCACUACGCUAAGAUCACAGUGCCCAGCACCUACUAUGAGCAGAUGUGCGGUCUGUGUGGAGACUACAAUGGAAACCCCAACAACGACUUCACCAAGCCAAAUGGUUCUCUGGCCAACAACGCAAACCAGUUUGGCAACAGCUGGCAGACUGACGAGGACGAAGAUGACACGUGCCAGUCUGAGGUCCCACCUGAACCAACAUGUGACCCAAGCCUGGAGGCUGAAGUGUCUAAACCAGAGAAAUGUGGGAAAAUCACAGACUCCACUGGACCAUUCAGGGAUUGUAUAAAGGUGGUGGACCCUCUGCCGUUCUUCCAGAGCUGUGUGUAUGAUAUGUGUCGCUAUCAGGGACUCCAACAAACCUUGUGUGAUCAGCUCCAAGCUUACACUGACGCUUGUCUCAGUGCAGGAGCACCAGUUCACCAGUGGAGGGAGCCAGACUUCUGCCCUCUGGUUUGUCCCCCGAACAGCCACUACUCUACAUGUGUGAGUUCUUGUCCAGAGACGUGUGUAGGUGUGAGCGGACCCCCUGGCUGCGGAGAGAAGUGUGUUGAAGGCUGUGAAUGUGACCCCGGCUUUGUCCUGAGCGGCAGCCGGUGUGUUCCUCUCAAAGACUGUGGCUGUGUGGACUCUGAUGGCUCCUACCAUCCUCUAAAUGAGAGCUGGUAUCUGAAGGACUGUGAGCAGCAGUGCGUGUGUCUGGGUGGAAAAAUCAUCCAGUGCUACAACACCAGCUGCCUCUCUACAGAGAGCUGCGUACUGCAAGAUGGAGAGUACAUCUGCAAACCGAAUGAUACAGCAUCAACACCUCAACCAACAACUCCAAAACCCACCACAGCUGGACCUUCGACACCAACACCCUCAACACCUCAACCGACAACCCCAAAACCAACUACAACAACAACAGCACCAGUGAAGUGCCCUGAUAAUGCGGAGUACAUAGAGUGCGGUCCAGCUUGUAUUCCCAGCUGUAAAGAACCCUCCACCAACUGCACUGGCUCCUGUAUCAGCGGCUGCUUCUGCAAACCAGGUUUUGUGUUCCGGGGCAGACGCUGUAUUCCCAUUGAGCAGUGUGGAUGUCUGGAUGAUGACAACAACUACUAUGAGCCUGGAGAGAUUGUCUUUGGGAAUGGCUGCUCCAAGCUGUGUCGCUGUGCAGGCAAUUACACCCUGAGCUGUGUGGACAACACCUGUGACCCCACAGAAGAGUGUCGGGAAGUGGGAGGAGUCUAUGGCUGCUAUCCUAAAGACACCUCCAUCUGUAUUGCCUCGGCUGACCCCCACUACACCACCUUUGACAAGCGCAGUUAUGACUUCAUGGGCAACUGCACCUACUUGAUGUCUGAACCGUGCAACAGCACAGAUGUGCCUUACUUUGCUGUUUAUGCUGAGAAUGAGAAUCGCUUCAACAACCCCUGGGUCAGCUAUGUUAGUGCUGUCCAUGUCCACGUUCGGGGAGUGAAGGUGUCCAUCCUGAAAGGAGGAGUUGUGCAGCUGAACGGAACGAAUGUGAACAUUCCUUUGAGUCCGGUGUCUGGAGUAGAUGUUUUCAAAUCUGGGACACUCUACACAGUGGUCAUGGACUUUGGCGUAACUGUUCGUUAUGAUGGUAACCACUACAUGGACAUCAAAGUCAUCAAAGACUAUCAGGACAAGUUGUGUGGCCUGUGUGGUGACUAUAAUGGCAACUAUAAGGACGACUUCCGCACCCCCUCUGGUGAACUGGUCAACAAUCCAACUGAGUUUGGCAACAGCUGGAACACAGACCCUGACUGCAACAAGACCCCAGAGGUCCCACCCCCUGGCUGCACAGAAACUGAACAGGACCUUUAUGAGAGUCCAGCAUACUGUGGUAUCAUACUGGACAGCAAUGGUCCAUUUGCUGUGUGCCACCCAAAAGUCAAUCCUAAUAGUUUCUUCAAAAACUGUGUAUAUGAUCUGUGUGCGCUGGGCGGCCCUCACUCUGCUUUGUGUGAAGCGAUUGAAGCCUACGUCAACGAGUGCCAGGACCGUGGGGUCAACAUCGGUGCCUGGAGAAACAGCACCUUCUGUCCUCUCGAUUGCCCAUCCAACAGCCACUACGACCCCUGCGUCUCCCCUUGCCAGCCUUCCUGUACCCUUCCCCCACCCAGUCAGUGCACUGGACCCUGCUCUGAGGGCUGUGUGUGUGACCCUGGCUACUUACUCAGUGGUGACAAGUGUGUGAAACAAGACACGUGUGGCUGCACGUAUAAUGGACAGUAUUACCAGCCUGGGCAGGAGUUCUACACUAAGGACUGUGAUCUGCUGUGCAAGUGUAAUCCCCCAUUCGUCACCUGCAGUGCUGCUGAAUGCCCACCCAUGCAGCAGUGUGGUGUGCAGGGAGGACAAAUAGGAUGUUACCCAGUCGACUUUAAGGAUUGUAUCAUCUCUGGUGACCCCCAUUACAACACCUUUGAUGGUAAAUACUACUCCUUCAUGGGACUCUGCACCUACACGCUGGCCCGCACCUGCAGAAACAACACUGGCCCCUGGUUUUCAGUGGAAGGUAAGAAUGAGCAGAGAGGAGUCCCUGGUGUAUCGUAUCUCAAGAAGUUGUAUGUGACUGUUGAUGGCAUCACUGUGAUGAUGAUGAAGAGCAAAACCAUUCUGGUGAACGGACUGAAAGUAGGCCUUCCUCAUUCACCCUCUCCACUAAUCUCUCUGACCUUGGCUGGGCAGUAUGUCAUUCUCACCACUCCCUUCGGCCUGGAGGUGCGCUGGGAUGGCAACCACUACGCUAAGAUCACGGUGCCCAGCACCUACUAUGAGCAGAUGUGCGGUCUGUGUGGAGACUACAAUGGAAACCCCAACAACGACUUCACCAAGCCAAAUGGUUCUCUGGCCAACAACGCAAACCAGUUUGGCAACAGCUGGCAGACUGACGAGGACGAAGAUGAGACGUGCCAGUCUGAGGUCCCACCUGAACCAACAUGUGACCCAAGCCUGGAGGCUGAAGUGUCUAAACCAGAGAAAUGUGGGAAAAUCACAGACUCCACUGGACCAUUCAGGGAUUGUAUAAAGGUGGUGGACCCUCUGCCGUUCUUCCAGAGCUGUGUGUAUGAUAUGUGUCGCUAUCAGGGACUCCAACAAACCUUGUGUGAUCAGCUCCAAGCUUACACUGACGCUUGUCUCAGUGCAGGAGCACCAGUUCACCAGUGGAGGGAGCCAGACCUCUGCCCUCUGGUUUGUCCCCCGAACAGCCACUACUCUACAUGUGUGAGUUCUUGUCCAGAGACGUGUGUAGGUGUGAGCGGACCCCCUGGCUGUGGAGAGAAGUGUGUUGAAGGCUGUGAAUGUGACCCCGGCUUUGUCCUGAGCGGCAGCCAGUGUGUUCCUCUCAAAGACUGUGGCUGUGUGGACUCUGAUGGCUCCUACCAUCCUCUAAACGAGAGCUGGUAUCUGAAGGACUGUGAGCAGCAGUGUGUGUGUCUGGGUGGAAAAAUCAUCCAGUGCUACAACACCAGCUGCCUCUCUACAGAGAGCUGCGUACUGCAAGAUGGAGAGUACAUCUGCAAACCGAAUGAUACAGCAUCAACACCUCAACCAACAACUCCAAAACCCACCACAGCUGGACCUUCGACACCAACACCCUCAACACCUCAACCGACAACCCCAAAACCAACUACAACAACAACAGCACCAGUGAAGUGCCCUGAUAAUGCGGAGUACAUAGAGUGCGGUCCAGCUUGUAUUCCCAGCUGUAAAGAACCCUCCACCAACUGCACUGGCUCCUGUAUCAGCGGCUGCUUCUGCAAACCAGGUUUUGUGUUCCGGGGCAGCCGCUGUAUUCCCAUUGAGCAGUGUGGAUGUCUGGAUGAUGACAACAACUACUAUGAGCCUGGAGAGAUUGUCUUUGGGAAUGGCUGCUCCAAGCUGUGUCGCUGUGCUGGCAACUACACCCUGAGCUGUGUGGACAACACCUGUGACCCCACAGAAGAGUGUCGGGAAGUGGGAGGAGUCCAUGGCUGCUAUCCUAAAGACACCUCCAUCUGUAUUACUACAUCUGACCCCCACUACACCACCUUUGACAAACGCAAUUAUGACUUCAUGGGCAACUGCACCUACUUGAUGUCUGAACCGUGCAACAGCACAGAUGUGCCUUACUUUGCUGUUUACGCUGAGAAUGAGAAUCGCUUCAACAUCCCCACAGUCAGCUAUGUUAGUGCUGUCCAUGUCCACGUUUGGGGAGUGAAGGUGUCCAUCCUGAAAGGAGGAGUUGUGCAGCUGAACGGAACGAAUGUGAACAUUCCUUUGAGUCCGGUGUCUGGAGUAGAUGUUUUCAAAUCUGGGACACUCUACACAGUGGUCAUGGACUUUGGCGUAACUGUUCGUUAUGAUGGUAACCACUACAUGGACAUCAAAGUCAUCAAAGACUAUCAGGACAAGUUGUGUGGCCUGUGUGGUGACUAUAAUGGCAACUAUAAGGACGACUUCCGCACCCCCUCUGGUGAACUGGUCAACAAUCCAACUGAGUUUGGCAACAGCUGGAACACAGACCCUGACUGCAACAAGACCCCAGAGGUCCCACCCCCUGGCUGCACAGAAACUGAACAGGACCUUUAUGAGAGUCCAGCAUACUGUGGUAUCAUACUGGACAGCAAUGGUCCAUUUGCUGUGUGCCACCCAAAAGUCAAUCCUAAUAGUUUCUUCAAAAACUGUGUAUAUGAUCUGUGUGCGCUGGGCGGCCCUCACUCUGCUUUGUGUGAAGCGAUUGAAGCCUACGUCAACGAGUGCCAGGACCGUGGGGUCAACAUCGGUGCCUGGAGAAACAGCACCUUCUGUCCUUUCAAAUGUCAACCCAACAGCCACUACGACCCCUGCGUCUCCCCUUGCCAGCCUUCCUGUACCCCUCCCCCACCAAGUCAGUGCACUGGACCCUGCUCUGAGGGCUGUGUGUGUGACCCUGGCUACUUACUCAGUGGUGACAAAUGUGUGAAACAAGACACGUGUGGCUGCACGUAUGAUGGACAGUAUUACCAGCCUGGGCAGGAGUUCUACACUAAGGACUGUGAUCUGCUGUGCAAGUGUAAUCCUCCGAACGUCACCUGCAGUGCUGCUGAAUGCCCACCCAUGCAGCAGUGUGGUGUGCAGGGAGGACAGAUAGGAUGUUACCCAGUCGACUUUAAGGAUUGUAUCAUCUCUGGUGACCCCCAUUACAACACCUUUGAUGGUAAAUACUACUCCUUCAUGGGACUCUGCACUUACACGCUGGCCCGCACCUGCAGAAACAACACUGGCCCCUGGUUCUCUGUGGAGGGGAAGAAUGAGCAAAGAGGAGUCUCUGGUGUGUCGUAUCUCCGGAAGUUAUAUGUGACUGUUGAUGGCAUCACUGUGACCAUGCUGAAGGGUCGAACCACUCUGGUGAACGGACUGAAAGUAGGCCUUCCUCAUUCACCUUCUCCUCUAAUCUCUCUGACCUUGGCUGGGCAGUAUGUCAUUCUCACCACACCCUUUGGCCUGGAGGUGCGCUGGGAUGGCAACCACUAUGCUAAGAUCACUGUGCCCAGCACCUACUAUGAGCAGAUGUGUGGUCUGUGUGGAGACUACAAUGGAAACCCCAGCAAUGACUUUACCAAGCCAAAUGGUACCCUGGCUGACAACGCAAACCAGUUUGGCAACAGUUGGCAAACUGAUGAAGACGAGGAUGACAUCUGCAAGCCUGGUAACACAACUAACCCACAAUGUGACCCAAACCUGGAGGCCGAAGUGUCUAAACCAGAGAAGUGUGGGAAAAUCACAGACUCCACUGGACCGUUCAGGGAUUGUAUAAAGGUGGUGGACCCUCUGCCGUUCUUCCAGAGCUGUGUGUAUGAUAUGUGUAGUUAUCACGGACUCCAACAAACCUUGUGUGAUCAGCUUCAGGCUUACACCGAUGCUUGUCUCAGUGCAGGAGCACCGGUUCACCAGUGGAGGGAGCCAGACUUCUGCCCUCUGGUUUGUCCCCCGAACAGCCACUAUUCCACAUGUGUGAGUUCUUGUCCAGAGACGUGUGUAGGUGUGAGCGGACCCCCUGGCUGCGGAGAGAAGUGUGUUGAAGGCUGUGAAUGUGACCCCGGCUUUGUCCUGAGUAAUGACAAGUGUGUUCCUCUCAAAGACUGUGGCUGUGUGGACACUGAAAGCUCCUACCACCCUGUAAAUGAGAGCUGGUAUCUGGAGGGCUGUGAGCAGCAGUGUUUGUGUCUGUCUGGAGGCAUUAUCCAGUGCUACAACACCAGCUGCCUCCCUACAGAGAGCUGUGUUCUGCAAGAUGGAGAGUACAUCUGCAAACCGAACGAACCUACAGGUCCAGGAAUCUGCUCUGUCUCUGGGGACCCUCACUACACCUCUUUUGAUAAGAAGGUCCAUCAUUUCAUGGGUGCCUGCUCUUACACCCUCACCAAGCCCUGCAAUGAGACCACUGGUGUGCCGUACUUCACUGUCGACACCCAGAACGAACACAGAGGCAAUAACAAGAAAGUGUCCUACGUGAAAACAGUCAUUGUCAAUGUUUAUGGCAUGAAGAUUAUCCUUGACAAGGGCCGUAAAGUCCAGGUGAAUGGCGUUCAGGUGACUGUGCCUGUCACUCUCCUGAAUGGAGUUAAGGUCUUCCUCAGUGGGAAGUUUGUGGUGCUAGAGACUAACUUCGGCCUGCGUGUCCGCUUUGAUGGCAAUCACCAUGCUGAUGUCAGCCUUCCUUCAUCUUACAAAGGCCUGCUGUGUGGAAUGUGUGGAAACUACAACAAUAACCCAGAUGAUGACAACAUCAUGUCAGAUGGCAAGCCCACAGACAGCACCAAUGAGCUAGGGGAGAGCUGGCAGGUGCCUGACGAGAGACCUGAUUGCACACAUGGAGGUGGAGACGUUGAAUGUGAUAAAAAUAUUGAAAGUGAGGCACAAAAACCCACCAGCUGUGGAAUGAUUACUGACCCUAAUGGAAUCUUUAAAGAAUGCCAUGAAGUUGUGCCACCCACUCCAUAUUUUGAGAACUGCGUGUUUGACCAGUGUGGCACAGAUGGGUCUGCCGUGGCACUCUGCCAGGCUGUUGAGACCUAUGCUACCUUGUGUGCCCAAGCUGGGGUGCCCAUCAACUGGAGGAACAACACCUUCUGUCCCCUGAAAUGCCCCGUUGACAGUCACUAUGAGUACUGUGGUACUGCGUGCCCUCCCAGCUGUCAGGAUCCAGGCUCAGCUGGCACGUGCACAGAGCCAUGCGUGGAAGGGUGUGUGUGUGAUGAAGGACUGAUACUCAGUGGAGACAAGUGUGUGCCCUUCAGUCAGUGUGGAUGUACGGACAAGGACAGCAACUACAGACCCGUGGGAGAUAGCUGGUUUACUAAGGACGACUGUUCUGAGCGCUGUGUGUGCUCUCCUUUUAACAAUGUGACAUGUGAAGCAUGGAGAUGCAGCCCUGCACAAGAGUGCAAGGUCAACGAGGGACAACUUGGCUGUGUGGAUACAGGAGUGGGAAUUUGCCACAUAGCCGGCGAUCCUCAUUACUACACCUUUGAUGGGAUCAUGCACACGUACAUGGGCACAUGUACCUACACACUGGUGGACAUUUGCGACAGCUCCAUGGUGACACCCUUUACCAUCAUUGCCAAGAAUGAGGAACGUGGCCUGCCCGAGGCCUCCUACGUCCGCUCUGUCACCGUCUACCUGCCCGGAGCCAACAUCACACUCAGCAAAAGCAAGAGAGUACUGCUGGAUGGACAAAGGAUCCGCACCCCUAUGGACAUUCCUGCAGCCAAGGCCCAGGUGUUUACCAGCGGAGUCAACAGUGUGCUGGCCACUGAUUUUGGCCUGAUUGUCCAGUUUGAUGGAGUUCACCACAUAGAGAUCACUGUACCUGGAGAUUAUUUCAACAAGGUGUGUGGUAUGUGCGGUAAUUACAACGGUAAUUCCAGUGAUGACAAUUUGAUGCCUAAUGGCCAGCCAGCUAAAGAUGUCAUAGAGUUGGGUGACAGCUGGAAAGCAGAGGGUGACAGUGACCCAGGAUGCCAGCCAGACUUGCGCCCAGAUGUCCACCCUAACUGCACGGCUCAGGAAGAGGAAGCGAUCAGGGCUCAGUGUGCCAGCGUUAUCCUCUCGGACCGCUUCAAGCCCUGCCACUCGCUGAUUCCACCUGAGCCCUUCCUGGGGAACUGCAUCUACGACAUGUGCGAAUACAAUGGCAUGCAGUCCACACUGUGUGACAAUGUGGAGGCUUACGCUCAGGCCUGCCAGAGUGCCGGUGUCACCAUCAGCUGGAGAAACACCACCUUUUGCCCUCUCCCCUGUCCUCCAAACAGCCACUACUCGGACUGCACGCCCCCCUGCCCCCCCACAUGUGCUGACCUCUUUCCAAUCUUCUGCCCCCUUCCACCCAAUGGCUGUGUGGAGGGCUGCCAGUGCGAUGCAGGCUUUGUGCUGAGUGACGGCAAGUGUGUAUCGCUCUCCAACUGUGGAUGUGUAGACAGUAAAGGACAGUACCAUGAUGUUGGAGAUUCGUGGGUGACAGAGCACUGUGAUCAGAAGUGCACGUGCAGUCUGGGAGGAGUGCUGACCUGCAUUGACUUCCAGUGUAGCUCCAGCUCCAUCUGUGCACUGGAUAAAGAUGGAGAGCGCUACUGCAAACCUGAGAGUUUUGACAAGUGCAUCAUUUCUGGAGACCCACACUACCGCACCUUUGACAAAUUCAACCAUCACUACCAGGGCCCACACACAUACAUCCUAACAAGGGAUCAUGAUCUGCCCAGCUCCCUCACGCCCCUCACUGUCAGAGGCAAGAAUGCCCGCAGAGGGGGCAACAGCCGCAUUUCCUUCCUGCACGAGGUGUAUGUGGAUGUGUAUGGCAUCAGUGUUCGCAUGCUACAGAAGAGGGCUCUCCAGGUUGAUGGCGAGCGAGUUUUCCCUCCCUUAAGUCCCAGGCAGGGUAUCAAGAUCACCUUGAAUUCACGCUACCUUCAGCUCUCCACUGACUUUGGGCUUACAGUGCGCUUUGAUGGCAACAUGCAAGGAGAGGUGAUUCUUCCAAGCACCUACAGGACGUAUGUGCGCGGCCUGUGUGGGAACUAUGACCGUCGCACCAACAACGAGUACAUGAAACCUGAUGGCACCCUCACUCGCAACCUUAACGAGUUUGGAGACAGCUGGAGAGUGACAGACAGACAAGGGGAGGCCCUCCGUACCUCAGACCUGCCACAACUCGCUCGCUUGCACAGGAGAGAGGUGGAGGAAGAUCCGGGCUCUGGCUUUGAGACAGACGGCUGCUCUGCGGAUCAGCUGGUUGAGCUGAACGGGAAGAAGCAGUGUGGAGCGCUGACUGACCCCGAAGGCCCCUUCACUGCCUGUCACAGCAUCCUCGCUCCUGAUAUGUUCCAGGAGGACUGUGUGUUUGACCUCUGUGCAGAGCAGAGCGAUCCCACACUGCUCUGUGAGAACUAUGCUGUGUACGCCCUGGAUUGUCAGGAGCAAGGAGUUGAGCUAGGGAACUGGAGACAAGAACUGGGCUGUGCUCUGGCGUGUGGUGCCAACAGCAGCUACACCACCUGUAUGACUGCAUGCCCAGCAUCAUGUGCAGACCUAGCAGCACCCUCAGAGUGUGAGCAGACCACAUGUAUAGAGGGAUGCCAGUGUGCUGCUGGAUACACCAUGAGUGACAACGAGUGUGUUCCUUUCAAUGAGUGUGGAUGCACCUACCUGGGACGCUAUUACUCUUUGAAGGAGACAUUUGUGACAGAGGACUGUGCUCAGAGCUGCGAAUGUACCCCCACCGGUGCGGUUUGUGAACUCAAAGGCUGUGGUGGCACAGAACUCUGCACCAUCUAUGAGACCAGACGCAACUGCUACGAGAUGAGCCCGUGUCUGAGCUCUCCAUGUGAGAACGGCGGUACAUGUGUUAAAACGUCAGAUACUGCCUACUCCUGCGUAUGUCCAGAGGGCUUUGAGGGGACCAAUUGUGAGAUGGAGAAGACAGAAUCUGUAGGAGGUCUAGAUAAGACAAGCAUUAUUCUGAUUGGAGUCUUGGUACCACUUGCCAUCAUCAUUAUUGUCACUCUGAUCGUGUGCCUCUGCAAAAAAUCAACCAGGCACAGGAAAAACAGUUAUGAUACUACUAGUAGCCACAGUCUGCAGCUGAAAAAGACAGAUCACCCCUAUGAAAAUCUGGAUGAACGCAAGAAGAGUGUAGACAGCACAGUUUUACAAGCGUCAACGUUCUGAAGGAGGAAGAUGCUCUGAUUUAGACAUGAUUUCAUAUUUUAUUUAUUGAGUUUUGAAUGUAAUGCUGUUAAAAAGCCCUUGAACAAGAGCAACUACUCAAUUUGUGCACAUUGUUUUGUAAUCAGAUUUAACUUAUUUGUAAACUUUACUGUAAUUGUUGCUGUAAGUUACUUUGUCUGUACAUACCUUACAUGAAUGAAAUAAUGAUGGUACUGAUUGUUACUGUGGUAAUCUGUGAUAUUUUAAAUGAAAUUUUCCCAAGGAAAAUAACAAAUUAUGCCCAUCUCCGUUUAUUCAGUUCUUUCAAGUGCAAUAACCCAGGAGGUGAUGAAUACCACACACUUUCACAAACUUUAAACACUUUUUUUGUGAUGUAAACACUUUAAAUAACAGGAUUUUAGUCAAAGCAACAAAGCAAAUAAAGUUUCUAACAUAUGA
Messenger RNA from Colossoma macropomum (tambaqui), 19308 nucleotides. RefSeq names its product zonadhesin, like (gene zanl). The transcript is spliced from 123 exons. Bases 37 to 18870 code for a protein of 6277 amino acids. Gene Ontology annotation, molecular function: protein binding; calcium ion binding. The record is from RefSeq and is a predicted model, not a curated record. Gene Ontology annotation, cellular component: membrane. Lineage: Eukaryota; Metazoa; Chordata; Actinopteri; Characiformes; Serrasalmidae.